Necator americanus (New World hookworm) is the source of this 1005-nucleotide messenger RNA. RefSeq lists its product as uncharacterized. Lineage: Eukaryota; Metazoa; Nematoda; Chromadorea; Rhabditida; Ancylostomatidae. Bases 1 to 1005 code for a protein of 334 amino acids. The record is from RefSeq and is a predicted model, not a curated record. The transcript is spliced from 2 exons.
AUGCAAGACGAAUGGGCUGAUUCUAAGUUCAUUUCAAAUAAGAAAAUAGGAAUUGUAAUUAAGGAAAAACAGCAUGUAUUGUACUCAUCAUUGUUGAAAUGUAUUUCGAAAGAACAGGCCUGUCGUCGUCUUCUACCUGAACAAGUAUGGAGGAGGAUUGAAAGUGGAUCUAGAGCGAUCUGCGAUUCUAUUCGGUCUAGCGUCAGCUCGACCCUGCGCGUAAAGUACGAUAGACUUUUGGGUAUGGAGAGUGGAAACCAUUCCAACAAUGGAAGUAGUCCACGUAGACUCCACCGAGCAAUUGACACAACAGCUCCAAAUGCUGUUAAUAAUCAAGGGGCAAGAGUAACGGUACUCGACAACAUUCAUUUGUCCGAUAAUGCUGUUGACUUUCUGAGCCUUGGACCAUCAUUUUCAAUUUCACAUCGAAUCGAUGGGUCAACAUUCCGUAAAGUCACAGUAGGCCUCCACAAGCUUCGGGACCAGCUUCGAAUCAGAACUAGGAAUGAAAGUAACCAUCAGCACACUGCACCUAUAAGCAGAAGAGCGUUACCCCCAACACCAUUUCCGCGCAACUUUUAUAAAGAACCUGAACCAGCUCGCGAAACAGACACAAAAUUUAGAAUUCUAUUAUCUGGGGUGUUGUCCGCUUAUAACCAUCAUAGACGACUCACCCUUAACAAUCUUACGCGCGAGCAAUGGCAGGGUUUGAAGGAAAUCCGCGAAAUGACUACAAGAGGGGACAUACGCCUUUCAGUAAGCGAUAAGGGUGGGGAAUUCGUAGUCAUGUCACAGGCUCUUGAUCGGGAAACAACAAAUCUUCACUUGCAAGAUGAAACGAUCUAUCGCCGCGUAACAGAGAAAGAAUUCCUUGUGCAGUGCAAACGCUUGAAUCAUGUAUGGAUGACUAUUGGAAAAUCUGCUGGCCUUGACGAACGAUUUGUUAGCCGCCUAAACUUGACAAACCGACCUGCCUGUGUUCUACAGCCUCAUCAAAACGCAUAA